Messenger RNA from Diabrotica balteata, 1882 nucleotides. Lineage: Eukaryota; Metazoa; Arthropoda; Insecta; Coleoptera; Chrysomelidae. The record is from the annotation of a GenBank genome assembly.
AAAAUACCAAAAUUGCUCCAUUUGACUGAUAUAAUAGAAAGUAAAGAUGGAUUUUACAGCUAAACACAAGAUAAACUUUUCAUAUUGCAUAGCUGCCUCAGUAAACUUGAUGUCAAUGCUAGCAGGUAUAGGCUAUGCCUGGUCAUCUCCUUGUAUUCCAAAGCUUGCGGGACAAGUUGAUCCUGAAUUCAAUCCACUUCCAAAACCAGCCACCAUAAAAGAAAUAUCUUGGAUUACAGCUCUUCACUGUAUGGGUGCAAUUUUUGGACCAUUGUUGACAGGAUGCAUAGCGUAUAAAAUAGGAAAAAAGAAAACGUUAUUGUUAUUUGCCAUACCUCAAAUGAUCUCUCAUAUUAUACUAAUAUUUGCCAACAAAGUUAUCCAUUUUUAUAUCGCAAGAUUUUUGCUUGGUAUGGGAACAGGUUGUGUAUUUUCGCUAGUCCCAGUAUAUGUAGCAGAAAUGUCAGUGGCUACACAUAGGGGACGUACAAGUAUGUUUCUCCCUUUAAUGUUAACGUUAACGCAAGAUUUAAUGUUUUUGAUAGGUCCUUAUGUUACUAUAAGAACCUUAGCUUUGUGGUCAUUAUUGCCAUCUAUUGUAUUUUUUUUAAGUUUUGGUAUAUUUAUGCCAGAAAGUCCUUAUGACUGCGUUAAACAAAACAAAAUAAUAAAGGCUCAACAUUCUUUAAUGUUAUCUAGGCAAACCAGUAAUGUACAGGAUGAGUUACAGAGUAUUAUUAAUUCUAUAGAUGAGGAUAAGAAUAACGGUAAAAUAAAUGAAUUAUGUAGGUCAAGAGCUGUAGGGAAAAGCUUUUUAAUUGCAUUUAUGCUAAUGUUCUUUCAACAGUUUAAUGGCAGUAAUGCUAUAUUUGCUUAUCAACAAACUAUAUUUUAUGCUUCUGAGUCGACCAUUCCAGCCGAUAAAUCAGUAAUGUUAGUGGGGGCUUUUCAAAUUGUAGUACAACUAUUUGUUUCAAAACUGGUUGAUAGUUGGGGAAGAAAGAACCUGUUGAUUGUUUCAUACUUUUGCCAACUUAUAUCACUGGUCAGUCUUGGAAUAUAUUUUUACCUACAAAAACAAAAUAUCAACAUAGAAUUUUUGUUUUGGCUGCCGAUAACAAGUGUUAUGUUAUUCAUGUUAAGUUUCAAAUUAGGUGCGGGACCAGUAUCUUGGAUAAUUGCCGGGGAAAUUUUUCCUACAAACUUCAAAUUUAUUCUUAGUCCUUUAAUUGCUUUUUGUAUGACUGUUAUGAGUUUUAUAGUAACUUUUGUGUUUCCAAAAUUUUCAGUUUAUAUUGGUUAUGAAUACUCAUUUUGGAUAUUUGCUGUUGUUGUUGCAACUGCUAUUCUUUAUAUUUAUCUAAUGGUGCCAGAAACAUCAGGUAAAUCGCUGAAGGAAAUUGAAAGCAUUUUUCAAAAUCGAGAAAGUGUUACAAGAGAAGAUCAACCAUACCAAAAAGUUAAUUAUUAACUGUCUAAAGGUAUACAUAUAGUAGGGCGUUAUGCAACGAAAUCAUACGCCUUUUUAUUUAUUAUUUAAAAGAUGUGUUUCCUUUUAUUAAGUAAAUAAUAUUCAAUACUUAGUAACUGAUUGCAAUAACAGUACCAUUUAAAUUAUCGGUUUGAUGUUGGAAGAACAUUAGAAACCCAUCUGGAUUAGCCUAUCUGUGACUUCUCCUUUAUUUCUGCUAGUCAAUAGUGAGGUGUUUUUUUACAGCCUUACGAACCUAACAGAUUCCUAAAGAACAAAACUACUAAGUUGUGUUACUAGGAAUAUUCGUAAGGUAACCUUAAAAAUUAUAUAAAUAUUUUACAUUAUAUUUUUAUAACGUAUUAUAGUAUUAGACUUUGUAUUUGUAUUUAUUAAAUGAUAUUUAAAAUC